AUGCAAGUGCCUAUCUUCCGGCUGCAAUGCGGAAAGAUCGGUGAAGAAUCCGCUGCGGCAAGAUACGCGGCUGCAACCCCUUCAACCGACCUUUCUAUUCAAAAUGACAAACCAUACGCAGAGCUAUGGAUGGGCACUCACCCUUCUCUCCCGUCCAAAGACCUUCAAACCAAAAGGACUUUGCUCGACCUGGUGCAGAAUAACCCAGAACUGAUGUCACAAGAAAUUAUGACCCGGUAUAAAGGGAAAUUACCAUUCCUGUUCAAAGUCCUUUCCAUUCGGAAAGCUCUUUCAAUCCAAGCACACCCAAACAAACAUCUGGCAGCUGUUCUUCACCAGAGGGAUCCGCGCAACUAUCCAGAUGAUAAUCACAAACCGGAAAUGACUAUUGCCAUCACCCCUUUCGAGGGCUUGUGUGGCUUCCGUCCUUUGGUUGAAAUUGUCCACUUCCUGCGUGUCCUAGAACCAUUGAGAGAGCUUGUUGGAUCAGAGGCUGCGGAAGCCUUUGAGAGGGUGGUUAGUGGUCAAGAGCAGCCUGAGGAUGCAGCCUCCACAGAGAAGAACAAAGCGGCUCUAAAAACUUUAUUUACCAAGCUGAUGACCUCUACCCCAGAGGCAAUAUCUUCGGCUGCGGAGAAACUAAUAUCUACCGCCAAAGCCUCCCCAAGCACAUUCGGCAUGUCGGAAUCCAACCCCUCAACCAAUCCUUCCAACCCAGAGGAGAUAGCAGCAGUAGCCAUUCGCCUAAAUGAGCAGUUCCCCAACGAUAUCGGACUAUUCGUCUUUUUUUUCCUCAACUUCGUUAAACUGUCUCCAGGCGAAGCCAUGUUUCUUAAAGCAGAUGAUAUCCACGCAUACAUUUCCGGCGAUAUUAUCGAGUGCAUGGCCUCCUCUGACAAUGUUGUUCGAGCCGGCUUUACUCCCAAGUUCAAAGACGUCUCCACGCUGACCGAUAUGCUCACAUACAAUUAUGCCCCCAUCCAAGAGCAAAAAAUGGAGCCAACAGAUUACCCCUACGCGACGUUGAAUUCAAUCGCGUACUUGAGCGGCUCAUCGUCCUUGCUAUAUGAUCCACCAAUUGAAGAGUUUGCUGUUGUCAAGACGGAUUUGAGACGUCGUGGUGCUAAGGCUACAUUUGACCCGAUCAAUGGUCCCAGUAUCUUCAUUUGUACGAGCGGCCAAGGGAACAUAAGUGUAGGGCCAGGAAAGACUGAAGAGGCCAAGGCGGGCUAUGUGUUUUUUGUUGGGGCUAGAGCUGAAUGCGUGAUUGAAAGCACUGCACUGGAGGAUAAUGAAGUGCCCUUCACUACUUUCAGAGCAUUUUGUGAACUGGACCGUUCUGAAGAUGUGAUCAAUGGACAUCUGUGA
This is a messenger RNA of Paracoccidioides brasiliensis Pb18, 1368 nucleotides long. Its product is annotated as mannose-6-phosphate isomerase. Gene Ontology annotation, biological process: carbohydrate metabolic process; GDP-mannose biosynthetic process. Bases 1 to 1368 code for a protein of 455 amino acids. Gene Ontology annotation, cellular component: cytosol. Gene Ontology annotation, molecular function: zinc ion binding; mannose-6-phosphate isomerase activity. The transcript is spliced from 4 exons. The record is from RefSeq and is a predicted model, not a curated record.